AUGAAUAUAUUGGGAAAUUCUGAUGGAUCAUCUCUCCAAGUGAUCAUCACAAUUCAGCUUCUCUAUGUCCUUGACUUGGAUGUCGCUCAACAAUAUCUUUCUGUAUAUGUUGAACAGGAAAUCGAGUGGCAAGAUGUCCGCUUAAGAUGGGAUCCCGCCGACUAUGGAGGCUUAGAUGUCGUUUGGGUACUCUGUGAUCAAGUGUGGACAACCGAUCUCUUUAACUCGAAUAGUCUUACGGUCAACGAGAUCUAUCCGGAUCGCCUUAAACAGUGCAAAGUUCACUCGAAUGGCUCAAUUCACUCGGAUAUGUUCCUACAAAUCGAUUCAGCAUGUUUCCUUGAUGUUCAAAAAUUUCCCUUCGAUAAGCAAACAUGUGAAAUACCAUUUGUGACCAUCGCUUUUGAGCCAAAAACGUUCGAUUUACAAGGAAAGCUCUUCACGAAAUAUAUCGGUUUCACACCUCAGGGAAAUGGCGAGUGGAAUGUGCUAAGUUUGAACAUGACCAAGGAUAGUCAACUGAAGAGUUCGAGUGAUAAUAAGGAAUUCAGCAUGGUUGUCUUCAUCCUCAAACUGCAACGAGAACCGAGUUUCUACUUUUACGUCAUCACUCUACCAUGUUUCCUCUUAACUUUUCUACGAAAAGCUUUCCGUUACUGGGUAUAUUUGUGC
Messenger RNA from Mesorhabditis belari, 672 nucleotides. The record is from the annotation of a GenBank genome assembly. Lineage: Eukaryota; Metazoa; Nematoda; Chromadorea; Rhabditida; Rhabditidae.